Trichomonas vaginalis G3 is the source of this 576-nucleotide messenger RNA. RefSeq lists its product as uncharacterized. The coding region runs from base 1 to 576 and encodes 191 amino acids. Lineage: Eukaryota; Parabasalia; Trichomonadida; Trichomonadidae. The record is from RefSeq and is a predicted model, not a curated record. The transcript has a single exon.
AUGUCGCACUUUGACGCAGAUCAUAGACUUCAAUUUCCUCCUUCUUUAGCAAACCUUAUUGAUAAUUAUGAAAAGCAUGAUACGCCGUUAUUCGAACCGAUUUCGUUUCGUCAUAUUUCAACUCCAACGCAUAAUUUUGUAAAUUCUCCAAGAAAAAAGAAUGAUUCGCUAAAGAGCAAAUCAAUUUUACACAUUUCAAGCAACAAUGCUCCGUUGCCAUCACUUCCUUCUGAUUCUGAAACAAAGAAUUUAAGAGAGUCGAUCAGCAUGCUUGAGCAUCAAUUAAUCGAUUCCGAAUCAGAAAUUAAAGAGCUAAGGGAUGAUAUUAGUAAAUUACAGCAAGAAAUCAGUCUUCUUCGCGGUUCUGAAAGAAUGUCACGCGAUAGUCAACCAAAAUUUGUUCAUACACCAACAUCAAAUAGAGCUCGAACAAGGACUCCUCCAGAACUUUCUGGCAACAAAUUAGCCGAAUAUUAUAAAUCUCAAUACGAAGCAAUACAAAAUAAACUCGAUAAUCUUCAAAAAGUACUUUCAAACAAUAGAAAAACAACCAGUUCUUCAAAAUCUAGAAAAUAA